Messenger RNA from Adineta steineri, 154 nucleotides. Lineage: Eukaryota; Metazoa; Rotifera; Eurotatoria; Adinetida; Adinetidae. The record is from the annotation of a GenBank genome assembly.
AAAAUUUAUUGAAACAAACAAAGUUAAACCAUUAAUUGAUACAGUUUUUGAUUGGAGAAAAGAUGGUGUAGAAGCAUUAUAUUCACUAUAUGAAAAAUCUAAAAGUGGAAAAGCACAAGGAAAAUUAAUUCUUAAAAUAGCUGAUGAAGAAUAA